Messenger RNA from Dimorphilus gyrociliatus, 2323 nucleotides. The record is from the annotation of a GenBank genome assembly. NCBI's taxonomy places the organism in Eukaryota, Metazoa, Annelida, Polychaeta, Dinophilidae.
AGAUGUCGCUUUGGCGGUUGGACGUGAUGAAACUCGUUUCGUUCGAAAUCCGAAGGCGAUUAUUGUUUCGUCCAGUGUUUAAAAAUUAUUGAUUUAUAAAUUAAAGGAUCUCGUACAUAAUCAGCAUUUGGUUAUUUAAUUCGUUUGGGUUUAUAAUCGACAAUAUUCUUAAAGAUUGUAUGAACUGUGCCUGUUUUUGAGUGGAUCGUUUUUUUCGCUCGUGCCGAAAUGUCCGACGUAUCAAGUAUGUGGGAAAAACUACAGAGACAUGGCUCAAAGAAAUAUAUUAGUGAUUGUGAAGCGGAAAUUCGUGAAUUAAUAAGGCAAGUUGACAUAAUGGUUGAGCACGAACGUCAAAAGUGGAAUGCUGAGAAAACCAAAUUAACCGCUAAGUGUUCCCAACUACAAAACGAAUUAGAGCGUUCACUAAAGGAACUAACAGAAUUUAAAAGAUCAUCUGCUGAAGUUGAAAGAUCGAAACGGCAAUUAUCAUACAGUUGCGAAAGGCAAUUAGGAUCGUUAAGAGCGGAAGUAGAUACUAUGAAAAAAGAGUACGAUAAAUUACAUAGAAAGCACGAAAAGCAUACAAAAGAAAUGAAAAGAGAGGUAACCCGGCUUAAAACCGAACUAGAAAGCAGUAAGAAUGAAGUUAGUCGUCUCACAAAUAAAACCUCAGAUAUGCGAACUCGUAAUAAAUCAAUUGAAGAGGAAAAACAGAAGAUGGAAAACGAAUUCCAAACUUUACUAUCUGAUAAUAAAACUCUAAGAGACACGAGUGAGUUACUUCAAGGACAGAUCGCAAACUAUCAAAAUGAAUUGGAAAAGCGGAGGGAAAUUAUUGAAAAAUCAGAAUCAAACUUUAAGAAUCAAUUAUGCCAGUUGGAAAUUCAACUAGAUGGAGCAAGGGACACAAUCAAUUGCCAAGAAGUUGAAAUAUCUAAACUAAGAACAAUAUUGGAAGAUGCAAAUGGACGUCAAAAGUCCACUAGCGAUAAUCAGGAUAAAAUUCUUAUGGAUCUGUACGAAACCCAACAAUCAAAACAGAAACUGCAGAUAAUAAAAUUAGAAUUGGAAUCUGUACUUAAACUGAAAGAUGAGCAACUUGUUAAGAACGAUUAUCAUAUUAAACAGCUGGAGGAGAAUAUUCAAGAGCUUAGCUCAGCCGUAGAAGAGAAAGAUAAUUUGUUGCAUAGCUUAAGGGAAAGUAACGAAUCAGACGUAUCAUCUCAGAUACAUAGCUUACAAAAUAAAUUGAAAGCUUUGAAAUCCGAAACCAAACAGAAUAAGCUAAGAGAAAAAGAAGCGCAAGAAGAGCUAUCUGCCGCUAAAAAACUAAUUAAUGAUAAAAGUUUAGAAUGCGAUCAAAUGAGAAGCAAUAUUAGAAAGCAAUAUGAACAAAGCCUUUAUCUGACAAGAGAGAAAUACGAGAAUGAAAUAAAGAUUCUAGAAGAUAAGAUAACCUUGUUAACGGCAGAUUUCGAAAGGGUUGAAAAGACAAAUACAUAUUUAUCUACUCAAGUUCAAUUUUUCCAAGCGAGAAAGGAAGAAAGUGAAAGUGAACUGGAAAAGAGAACAAGAGAAUUACAGAGUUUAGAAGAGGAGAAAAUAAUACCGUCCAUAAAAGAUGAAACUCAGGAUAAACUUAAAGAGUUAAAGAUUACCUACGAAUCCAGCGUAACGUCCUUAGAGGAGCAGAAUAGGACUCUGAGAACCAAAAUAAGAGAUUUAGAAUCACAAAUAAACGAUUUACAAAAUAGAGAAAAUGAGGCAGAGCAAAUUCUUGUUGCUAAAGAAGAAAUGAAUAAAAAGUUAGAAUUGGUUAAGUUACAAGAUACGAAACAUUUAGCAACAGUCGAAAAGUUAGCGGAUGAACGAGUUGAACAUUACAAACAACGUUAUUUAUCAAAUUCUAAAGCUUACGAGGCAACUAUCGACUCCCUAAAAAUGGAAGUAGCUUUGUACAAACACAAAUUAGAACAACAAGAAACCGAAGCUAAGCGAUUACACGAAGAAAAUAGUGCCAUGUCUUCGUUUCUAAACAAAUAUGAGGAUCAUAUGCAAUACGAGGCAACAAACAAAUCUUGGUUCAUGCCUGACGAUGACGACGUAUCUCUCUUGGAGGAGCAGGCCGUAGAAUCCUUUAUAGAAGAUCACCGAAAUCGUACUAAACAAUUAGAGAACAAGUUGGAUACUCAUAUACACGAAUUAAAACAAUCGCUAGAUUACGAGUUAUAAAAACGUCUUUUAACCGUCCUAUCUUUUUUUUCUGUCUUUUUACCGUCAUUUUAAUAAAAUAUCUUUUUUUAAGUUUGUCACAACAAAA